AUGGCGGAUAAUUUAAACACGAUUGACCGCGAUGGACUAUCUGCUCUUCAUCGAGCUGUUCGUGUUAAUAAUAUCCAGGAUGUCAAAAAUAUGCUGGAUUAUGGGGCGGAUAUUGACUUGAAGGACAAAGAUGGUUUCACGCCAAUUCAUACUGCUGUAAGGUAUCUGCAAUUAAAUAAUUAAAAUAAAAAGGGGGAGCAAGCAACAACUGGAAAAGGACAUUCUCUUAUCUAUCUCCGCUUCAACGACUGCUUUAAGAAAUAGUGUUUUCCUUCACUUUUUCAUAUUGUCCUUAGACAGAGAAAGAUAAUUAAUUGACCUCAGCCAACCGAUAAAAAAGAAAAUUUUUUAAAAUCUCUCGCAAGGUUAACGAUUAAGGAAACGCCGCGGGUAUGUUGGCUUAGCAAAACUGUGAGUUCUGAAAAAUUCCUAGAUGCCCCCUUAGCAAUCACCUAGAUACUUAUUUCAUCGUCGUCGCUCUCUGCGUUUGUGCCUUUCUGCUCUCCUCUUAGUUACGUGGGAGUAAAAUUGUGUCUCCAGACUAAGGGCUGUUCAUGUGAAUAACUUUGUCUUUCCUUCAGGAAUGGGUUUUGUUUCAGAAUGGCCCUAUUUUUGGAAUCCGUUUUUAUCCUGGUCAAAAAAAAUACACUGUCUUCCUUGGUUCCAAUUUUUUUAGAAUUUUAAAAAUAUCCCAAAAACAUGACACAACUCCUAUAAGAACUACUGAAACGAGCAUUGGACUCAAAAAUUGAAACUGUUUUUAGCCAAAUAUAAACAGAAAAACCAGCCUUUGCAGUGUGCCUUGUCUACUUCUUCGCACUCUUCGGUUUGAUUUAUAUUUUUGCUGCCUACUGCUGUUACAGACUAGAUGAGGAAAAUAUUCAGAAAUUUCAUUUGAUUCUCAUCGUACUUUCGCAAAUAUUUGAUUUAUUUAAGGUUCGAAAGAACAGAGAUGAUCAAGCUUCUGCUUGAAAGGGGAGCGGACCCACUUAUAGCGACCGAAAUUCAAACGUCACCACUGGAUUCAGCUGUACGUACCAGCCUCGUGGAGAUAUGCGUUCUUCUUCUUGAAGACCAAAGGGUGAAAAAUUACUUAGACCAAGGAAAUUUAAAGCCCUUGCUUCUAGCCUGUUAUGAGGGAAGGCGAGAAGUUUGUGAGUUGCUUUUAAGGUAUGGAGCCGAUUUCACCCGCACGGUAUUUGGGGGAAGCACUCCUCUACAAAUUGCAGCUUUUCAGGGACAUGAAGACGUGUGUGAACUAUUCAUUGAAACAGGUAAUAUAACCUAUGAAAAAAUGAAAAUUGGUAACGGUUAAAAAGAUGGGUUAAGAAUAACCUAGGGAUAGUGAAAUGUUUGAUAAGUUAAAAGUUAUAAUGAGUAUAAUUCAAGAUUGGCUGUUCUAGACUGAAAUAGCCUAAAAAUUAUCCGAGAAAACGCUUUUGAGUUGGUGCUAAUCGUCCUUCGAACAACUGAGCUCCGGUGAAUAAAUGGGAAAUAUGAUGUAUUGGUGCUUAUAUUUGCCCAACAAUCAAGCGGGCCCCAUCCUUAGGAAACUGUUAAUUUAAUUGCCAUUUUUCCAUUUUCAGGCUUAAAUUUACAACACUUUUCGCACUUCCUUUUUCUGUUCAUUGAUCAUUAUCACCGAGACCAUAAUGAACCAUGUUUACCCCCAAAAUUUUACUUAACCUCUGUUGCAAGGUAUGUCGACGUCCCAAGAGAAAUCCCAGACAAUAUUUCAUAUGCAAAAUUGGUUGUGGUGGUUAGGGGAGGGGAAGCAAGCAAGGCGCAUUUUGGUCUCUGUGAAAAAGGUCGAUACAUAUAUCCACUUAUCAUGUUAAUUUCUUAGCUUUUGAUAAUGAUGACAUGAAACCAAGUGCCUUAAAUUUUUUUGUUCAAACAGCAUCCAAAAAGCUGCAAGACCUUGGUGGAUUUGUGAAUUCAAAAAACGCAGAAGGCAACACUCCUCUUCACUACGCCUGCAUCGGAGGCCACCUGGGAGUGGGAGAACUUUUACUACGACACGGCGCGGAUCGUGACGCUGUUAAUUUUACAGCAUCUGCUUCACCGCUCCAUUUGGCGGCAAAACACGGCCACUUGUCAAUGGUAGAGCUACUUAUGCUGUAUAAUGCAGUUACUGGCAACAGAGAUGGCAAACUAAGGACGCCGCUACAUAGGUAUGGUGGGUUGGGAUUUAUUUUUUGUGUUAUUGCGGAAAUGAGAGUUUUAAAUUAUCCUCAAAAGUAGUUAAGAAAAGCGUCUUUUGAUAGGAGUAAUGCUUAUGUAAACGUAUGGAAGAAUGUCCCACUAUUGUAUUACUAACUUUAUUAUUAUUAUUAUUAUUAUUAUUAUUAUUAUUUUGUCAUUAAAUUGAUUCAGUAUGUAGAUUAGACACUGAUAAAAGCGAAGCUCCCUUAAAGACACUCAUAAUAGAUUUCAAACAAUUAACUUCAAAACAUGGCAAAGAAAUCCUUUCUUAAAUUUUAAGGUUUACCAUUUCCCUUUUGUAAGAAGAGCUGGGUGAGUUUGGGAAAAAAUAUUCGCAAAUAGACCUGGAACGAGCAAAAAUCUUGCAUCGAGUUAAGAGUCUUAUAUUUACACCCUGGACUUCCAUCGCCUGCCUCCUACCCACAGGCGCCCACACUAGCUACAAUGUGGACUGGCCUUCCUCCGUGAUGCGGACGGAUGAGCGGAAGUUUUCUCGGGUGAAUAUGAGCUUAUAUGGAAAACCAUAUUUCCAUACUUUUGGGGUUACGCAGCUAACGGGUAUCAUUUUUACAAUGACCAUAUUCAACUUUUUAGAUGCAAAUUUACUCGAUAGGAAUUUUUUUUUUCAGUGGAUAACACACACGCGUCAUAGCAGGCUUUUAACCCUUUUAUUUCAUUUCUAGUGCAGCAGAGUUUAAUCACAGUCAAAUAGUAAAGUUUUUGAUCGAGCGCGGAGCUGACUUAGAAGCGAAGGACAUUUUGGAGAUGACGCCUUUUCUAAUGGCUGUGACGCGUGGAGCUGUGGAAUCUGCCAAGAUGUUGGUAGACCAUGGAGCGGACAUUUUUGCAACUGACUUUUCAUUAAAUAGUGCUGUUCAUUUGGCUAUUACCUGCAAAAAGCCUGAAAUGUUGAAAUCAUUGAUAGAAGUGGACAAAGAUCGAGUUUUAGUACAAAUGAAGGACAAAGAUAAGAGGAAUGUGCUUCACCUUGCCUGUGGACAGGACGAUUCUGAGGUAUUCUUCUGUUAUUAUUUCGUUAACUUUGUCAUCAAUUUAUUUAUGGUAUAUUAAUUGGGACGAGGGUAUAGGUUAUCAUUUUACCGUUUAGAAAGCAAGGUUAAGGGUUCUACAAGUGAAGAAAAAUGUUGAAAAUUACUUAUACCAUAGAAUACCACACAUUAAUCUCCAUAAUUUACAGUCAUUGCCCUGGUCCAGAACAUGAGGUAUGGAACCGUUAGGUAACUAUUGUCUAAGCGUUUCUCCUCCCUUGUUUUUGCCAUCGGUAACGCGGCACUUGAAUUAAAUAGGCCACUUCCGAGUUCCCAAAAGCCUCACUUCUUGUGAAAAUGAGUUUUAUUUGCACGAGAAUGAAAAAUGAUUUCCAUAUCAAAGGCUGAGCACCUACCCUCGUUUUGAAACAGAGGCCAGGGGAAAAUCGGAAAUGGCCUAAUCCUCCCUCUCUGUUGAGCCCCCUACCCCUCUAAAAUGUGCUGGAAAUAAAUAAGUCACCAGGGUAGGGGAUUACGGUAUUUAUUUUGCAUUGGGCACGAACCUCAUCAAAAAUAAUAAAACAAAAACAGCGUUUUUUACGCGUUUGUUUUUUUAAUUGCGUACUUCUCGGUCUCGUUUUUUCUUUUUUAAGAUGUUGACAAUUCUUCUGCAAAAUAAAGUGUAUGUAAGAGGGCGUGACAUGCAGGAGAAGAUACCCAUUCACAUCGCAGCUGAGAAUGGUUCACUAGAUUGUGUGGUGACGCUCGCCAAAUACCCAUUAUUUGCAAGUUAUGUAGAUCAAAGGGAAGCUCGUGGAAUGACAGCUCUUCAUUUCGCCGCCAACAAUAAACACGCGUAAGUUAUGAAGAAACAAGUACCCAAAAUCUAUGCAAUACUUUGCGUUUUUCCUGCACAUGCUCUCUGGGUUACAGGGAAGACACUGAGCGCAGAGAAGAGGGGAACUUUGGAGUUAGCAUUUGUUACCUAACUUGUUGUGAUUUGUAACUAGUUGGCAAAUCCAUACAUCCGGCAGGAGACUGCGUGUACACUGUUUACAAACAUUGUUUUUUUUAAAUUUGAAUUUGUAACGAGUGAAACAAAGUAAUCUUUUGUUACAAAAAUUCUAUGCGCUUCUGGCUGACCAUUGAUAUCAAUAGGUGACCUCUUGAACUUGUUAUGGUUUGGUUUCCCCAUAAAGGUCUCAGGGCAGGUGUCAGGGAGACUGGUUAACUCCGAUUCAAAGGUGCUUUCAAACCAAAAAAAUCAUAUAAUCCUGUACUUAACCCCGGAGGUUUUCCUGGACGUUUCUAUAACGCCUUAGGGAUAUAACGUAACUGGUCCCCCCCCCCACCUUGGGAUCUCCCCCUCAAACUGUCAUUUUCUCUUAUAUUUUCCCUUUGGGCAAGAGAUUCCACCAAAACUGAUUUCUUAGCCAGCACUCCCCCAUCCCUGCCUAUGAAAGAAGUAACGGCCGAAGUGUACCUUAAGCCUUGGCUGAUGAACAUAUUUUUAAUCUUUUUUAUUGUGUUUUUCCUGUUGAAAAAUUUUGAUUCCAGAAAGACGUGUGAAUUCCUGAUUUCAAAGGGUGCGGAUGUCUCAGCUAAAUGCAUGAACAAUGUGACGCCCCUUCACUUGGCUGUGACGGUGGGAUCCUUAGAGACAGUCGUUGUUUUAAUGAAUCCCUUCUUGCCGAGUACACUGGAAGAGAAGGACAGUGAUGGAAACACUCCUCUUCAUCUCGCAUGCAGAUACAACCGCCUUGAUGUGCUGCAGUUUCUUUUAGACAGAGGUGCCGACGUCACAGUCAGAAAUGAGAGAAAUAUGACCUGUGUAGAUGUAGCGAUCGAGUGGGAAGCCGAGGAUGUAGCAAAGACACUUGUGAAACAUCAAAGGUACGUUUUAAGAGAACUCUGUUAGAGACAUCUCUCAUAUCCAACCCCAGGGGGGAAGAGGGUAUUCCGGAUUUCAAGUGACGGGGAUGACCGAAGGGGGCGAAAAUCAAAACCCAGAAAAAUCCGUAUGGCUUCCAACAAAACCCCAAAAUAUCCCUGGACCAAUAAUUAACCCCCAAACAUCCCAUGCCGAGUUUCCGAACCUUAAAAACCGCAGCCGCAGAACUACGCGGCCGGGAUACGCAGGUACUACCAAGAAUCUUCUGGUUGUUUUGAACGCCCCCUCCCACCCCCAGCUCCCCCCCCCCCAAAGAAAUCCGAGGGGACUGAGUUCGGCCACCAAGCGGUUCCCAGUAUCUGCAGGCUUUGGCCGUUCAUUGAUGCUGAAACGAAAAGUAUCAAACUUUCUUGUUGUAAAUUUUUAAAGAAUUAUAUCAAUUUUAUGUGUCUUGACCACCCGCCGCCGCCUCCCGGCCAGCUUUUUAAAGCUACAUCCAGAAAGAAAGAGCCAAGAUGACAUCUCUUUGAUUCAUGGCCUACUUCGCAUGUUAUCAAGAAAACGAAACUUUUUUGCCAUAUCUGGAAAAGACAUGAAAGCUCGUUGUCACAGAGCAUCAUUAAUUGUUCGAGAUAAGGACGUAGGAUGAGAUCGCGCCUCCAGUUUAUAAGUAAAUUAUAGCCUGGGUUCUCGGUUUUACUGAGUCCAUACAGGGCAAAGUUGCUAGAAUGAUGCGGGCUUAUUCUUCUUGUCUAUUUUUGCAAUUUUCUUUCAGUCUUCAGGUUUUUGCCCCAUCUUCGGCCUAUCAGAUCUACUCUCCUUUCCCGAAAAUGUUUAAAAAUCAUUUCCAAGUUAAAUGAAGGAAAUAAUUUAGAGCUAAAGUUCUCAAACUCAUUAAUAAUUUAUCAAGAAAUACAAAAGAAAUUAAUGUUUAAUGAGUGUUUGGAAAUCAGAUGAAAACUUGUCAUUUUUGCAUCCUUGAUUUCUCCUUCUAAAAUCAUUUUGUUUGAGAAGUAAUAUCGAGUAUUCGACAAAGUGUUUCAUCACCAGAUCAAUCAUCUCAAAGUUCGUCAGAAAUACUCCGCUGCGCGUCUUAUUUUUCAACUCUUCUCUCAACAGAUGAAACACCGAGUCUUCAUGCUUGAUAUAUUACUUAUAGCAUUGACCACACUUUCAUGAGAAGUUUCACUAGUAGUAAAACUAAUGUGAAAUUUUCUCAUUCUAGGUGGGAGGAGGUACUCGAAGGUUCUGCAUUUAAGAAGUUAAUAGAAAAGCUCCCAGAUGUUGCAGAAAUUGUUCUUGAUCAAUGUGUCACCUACAGUCCUUUGCCCCCAUCGCACGAGGACUUUACUGUCAAGUUCAACAUGAGAUAUAUUGAUCCCUACACGUAUUGUUAUAAAUAUACUGACUUCCCGCCUGCAAUCAUGGCCAAACAUAAGCGAGAAAGACUGUUGAAUCAUCUUGUUACACAAGUGUUACUUCGUGUGAAGUGGAUGAAACUUGGAAAGUUUGUUACUAUUUUUAAUCUUGUUUUUUUCGCCGUUUUUGUCAUUCUCUACUCUAUUUUCAUUUUAACCGCAAGAUCUAGAAGUACAUUGCUGUCCGGGAAAAAGGCUGAAGAACUAAAUCAAACAUCCGAGAUAGGAAUAGCAACUCCUAUCGUACUUCUUGUUUUGUUGCUUUCCCAAUUUAUAAAGGAAACGAUUCAACUUGCUUUGAUGCGAUUGGCCUACUUCCUGGACCUCUCAAACUGGAUGGAGACGGUAAUGUUUGUAUUGGCGUUGAUUUUUAUCCUUCCAUUCAUAUGUGGUGAGAAUGUCAAGGCUGUAUACAGUGAAACAGUACAGUGGAAUUCAGGGAUUGUUGCUCUGCUGCUAUGCUACGUCAAUUUGACAUUAGCUAUCCGUCGAUUCGGCGAACUUGGUUUAUACGUGACAAUGUACAUUGAAGUGCUCUGGACUUUUAUUAAAGUAAUAACCUCCUUUCUCAUCACUUUAAUUGGUUACUGCUUGGUGUUUUACGUGUUACUGAAAGGCCAGGUAAGAACUGUACUGGAAAGAUCGAACGUAAUUGUUGCCCCUUCUUUAGAGAUACUGGUAACAGGGAAAACGCCUCACUUCCGAUUGACUAUCGCCUUUGCUUAAGCUCCCUAAUACCGUAACUGCAUGAGGUGCCAAAUGACUAUCUGUCUCCCUUCGAACACUCGUGGAAGAUAAGUCACAUUUUUUUGCAUAGCGCACUUAUGCUUGCUUCCUGGUGCUGGGACUAUUUCACAUGAUCUUUUUUAACCCUCUUAAUUUUUUCCACUUUGUUAUAAGCCAACUUGACUAAGCUGGCAUGCGCCAUUCGUUCACUUUAACCAAUGCGUAUAGAGCCCUACUGGGUACUAGUCUCACUGUCAUUAAGGGCACGUGCAGAUGUAUUUAGGUCCACCUCAUUCAAAUGCAUUGGUUUCGACAAAGGAAAUAACUGUCGAUCGAGUUAUUCAGUUAAGACAAAUUUAACGUCCCCUGCUGGAGAUAAGAUCGAGAGCAGGCCAUUUUCACGAAGACGACAUAUGACUAGAACUACCAGAAUCUAUUUCUUUUUUUUCUGUCUUAUAAAUUGAUCAAUCCCGCUGAGGUUAAAAAAAAGAAAGCCUUUUUUGCACAAGAAAACAACAAACUGAAGCAUUCUGGUAGUUGUAAUACAAUGGCGUCAUCGUGCAAUUGUCCUAUUGAGCGAGUCAUCCGAUCGACGUGAAGGGCCGUCUUCCGUGCUGUUUCAAGACCCAGAGCGAUUGGCAUCGGAGACGAGACCUCCCGCUCUGCAGGCCAGAUUUCUACCAGUUGUAUUAACCGCGGGGGCUUCGCUACCUGUACGGCUGUUCGCACGGACGAAGCUGAACAAAUGUCAACUGAAAAAACUGGGUAGGGUUGACCUGUUAAAUGUGCGCAUCUCUGGAACAUUCCUAGCUCCGCCCCCUAAAGCGUACUUGGCAUUGGACCCUUUAUCCUAGAAUAGAGGUGAUAUCUGACAAAGUACCUUAUUAACGACGAAUUAUCUCUUUUGUCACCUUGCAGGGUAAUUUCUCGACCUUUUUGUUUGCCAUGGGAAAAAUCCUUGUCAUGAUGAUUGGUGAACUAGACUAUACUGAUAUUUUGGUGGUCGACUGGUCCAAUGAAGCCACGGUACCGUUGCCUAUGAUCACCAUUGGACUGUUCUUCCUUUUUGUCUUGACAGUCUCUGUUGUACUGGUCAACCUGCUGGUAGGUACAGCGAAACUACGUUUGUCAAGAAGGGCAACUCUAAUCGAGACUCUUUGUACCGAUGAUAUUCUUACGUGACAAUCUGGAUACGGUUCGGGUGUCAACAAGUGGGGUAGAGUUGUUAUGACGGGUGACCCGACGGGUGUUCGGACAAUGAAAAAAAAAAAUAGAAACGGUAAUACAUUUGGAAUUCGGCGUGAACAAUUUGUUUGUUCGUUUCUUUUUCUUUUUUUUUUUUAAGUUUAAGUACAAUCCUUCUUGUGACGAGUUUUGGUCACGUCCCCGUCACCCCACCUUUUUAUUGUCUCGCAUAAAUCUUGAACCCAUUUUGGCAGUUUUUCUGGCAAGUGGCGAAUAUCCAAAUCGCGGAUUUCAAAUUGCCCUUUUUUGAAUUUAUGAAGCAGUUUCCAGCCAUGUGAGGUCGCAACAUGUCAUAUAAUUGAGCUGAGACAACGCUGAUGUGCGUCGAAAUCUUCAAGUUUCAACGCUUCCAUUUCUGUAUGAUAUCAGGCCAAACAUCUUAACAACACUCACAAAAAGCUGGUUAAAAGUCAAAAUUGGAUAACAUGUGCUUUACUUGGAAUCACGAAAUCAACAGCCUUUUUGGUUUGAAAGCAGAGGGAGUGUUACAAUAUUUUUAAAGUACUAUUCAUGCAAAGAGUUCUGAGACUAGGGUACUUAAAUUUGUAGUCUUUGUUAGAAAACGUCCAAGAAUAGAGCCCUGCGGUACUCCUUGCAUGAUUUGAAGUGGGCUUAAUAGUGUGUCUCUAAUGUGCAUACUUUUUGUAUUUUAAAAAGCCCAAUAAAAGCUCACUUAAGUACGUAUUACUAUCAUCAUCGCCUUGGAAAUACUGAAUUUUGUUUCAUGUUUUGUAGGUUGGUUUGGCAGUUGGUGACAUAGAUUCAAUAAAAAGGACAGCAUCUUUGCGAUCUUUAAUAGAUCAAACGUUAAUUGUGGAAAAGCUUUUAAAGUCCUACCCGAGGUUUGUUCUGCGACAUGCACAUGACAGCAACAUGGAAAUAAAGCCAAACCGUAAUACUAUGGUUAAAAGGUGAGAAUGCAGCAAAUUUGUCUACUGUGUAAUGGUAUGUACAUAGACAGCUGUUUUUUGGGCUUUCAGUGCUAUCCAACUUUACAAAACUUGAAAGUUCAUCAAUCAUUAUUUUAUCCUCGAAAUCAAUUCAACCACCAUCCAUUGUAAAAGGAGGAACGGUUGUUGGACAUUUUCAUGCAAAUAUAGCCAGACAGACACACUACAGUGAAAGGGUAAAUAUGCAAGGACGUUUGUCUAGUACGUCUGAUUAUACAUCUACAAAGACAUCACGUUUUCUUGGUCGUGUAGUGCUAUUCAACUUUACAAAAUUUAAAUGCACAAAUCUCGUUACUUUCUCAAACUCAAUACUCCCACCAUGGAAUGUAAAAUAAAGAGGAGCUGUUAAAACUUUUGGUGUUGCCAAAGGAUGCAUUUUUGUUUUGACCUAAAGCAAAUUUAGACUGUUCACAGUCCCCAAUUUUUCCUUGUGAUCGUCGAGAUCAAGCGCUCACCGUCACUGGUAGCCAUUUUGUAAUUGGUUUCAAAUGUACCGAGGGGAGGGCGUCGGGUUUUAUAGCGGUGGGAAGAGCGAGGGGCGAAAAAUAAAAUUCUCUCCUCUUCCCAAAUUAUCCCCUCCUCCCUAAUUAGUUGAAAUAGUCAUAAGCUGGACUCCGUCAAAAUGGCCGCCUGUAGCAUUAAUCGCUCUCGACGAUCUUAAAGGAAAAUAGGGCGCGGUUCUAACUGUCUAAAGCAAAUGAACAUGUGAUAUCUGAUAAUCACAGACAUCGAUUUUCACUAGCGAAGGUCCCGUGGUUGUCCGUCUAAUACAGGUUUCACUGCAUUCUAAAAAACAACAACAAUAACAACAACAACACAUAUCCUGUAGUUUAGAAACAACUUUUCUGUUCCCCUGUUAACAGUUGUACUGUACACCACUAAUACUUGGUCGAAUGUAGACGGAUCACGAUCAACGGCACUUUUAGCAUAGCUUUGAACAAAAAUUAAAACAUUAGUUAUUGAUGUUUAGAUUUACAAUAAUGCUUCUUUUAAUCCCAAAGGUUUGUUCUGGCUGGCAAUGAUCUUUCAGAUAGAGAUUUUAUGGAAAAGCUUCUCAAUUACAGAACUGGAGAAAGCAGUCCAGGAGACGAACUUCGCGGAACUUUCGACAAAUUGAGACAAGAAAAGCAAGAGGAAGCCAUCCUUAAACUACAAGCCACAGUAGAAGCACAAGGCGAAAUUCUCAAGGCGAUUGCCGAUAGGUUAAAAAUUACUGAUUAGGAUUAAAAUUUAAAUAAAUCAAGAAGCUUGAUCUUUUCACAAAAGAAUACGCGGGUUUUGACAUAAAUAUAUCUAGGCGAGUUUCUAUUUCAUCGUCAGCGAGUUCUCACUCUUAAAAGCUAAAGAGAGAAAUGUCAAGCGUGAAAACUUGAGAUAGAAAUCCACCAAUCAUGAUUGAGGUUCGAAAUACACCAGUCAUAAGUAAUCA
Porites lobata is the source of this 10853-nucleotide messenger RNA. The record is from the annotation of a GenBank genome assembly. Lineage: Eukaryota; Metazoa; Cnidaria; Anthozoa; Scleractinia; Poritidae.